GGUUGUGAGUCAAAGCUUGGUUUUUCUCUCGCCAAAAUAUUGUAAUGACUACGAUGUUGAUGAAUGUGUGCAAGUGUCAUUCCCUCCUCAUUGUGUAAAGCAUAUGUGAAUUGUGCAUCUACGAAUCAGUGCUCCGUUUUUAUUUUAAAAAAUUACUUAUUUUUCUACGUAGAACAAUGUCGAAAACCCUAUCCGUCAAGAAUCUGUCUACUACUAUAUCUACCACAAAAAAUAUAUCCACGCAUGAUUUGUUGAAGAAGCGUAAGUGGUAUCAUCGCCGGCCGUUGCUUAGAAACGCCCUGUUUACAGAUCUGCAGAAAGGCAGCUACAUAGCAUCGAUUUAUACUUUAGUCCAGAGUAUCUUUACUCAGAUUUUGGCAAUAUUUGACCUUUAUGUGCUUAUUGAAGCUAGCCCAGGUUCAACACAUUACAGAUAUUUUGGAAUCAAUUUCCUUUUUGUCUACAGUGGAAACAAACAUAUCAGAAACCUCUUAAUAUUAUGCUCAGUUGUUUCAUUCUUCCUUGCAAUAUAUAUGUUAGUUGUAUCUGUUAUUUUGAUGAGAGCUUUAAGAAAGGAAGUGGAACAGAAAUUUAAGCCAUGGCUUAUUGCAGCAGUUGUCUUUACAACAUGGAAUUUCUGUUCAAUAUUUUUUAAAUCUAUUGUAAAUGAUUUAUAUUAUGGAUAUCACCAAGCAAUGCUGAUCAUAUGGACACUUAUGCUGUUCUUCAAUGUGUUCUUUAUACUUGUGGUUUUAUCAAAUUAUCAGGAAUUAGCAGAUAUAACAAGACUUGAAGACAUGGCUAGACUAAAAACUGGCACAAUGAGUAGCUUGAACACUACAUCACACAGUUUGUCUCAUUACUCAGUGAACAUGCUUGGUGGUGCUCAGUCUAGAGCUUCUACUCCUCAUGGAAAUCCUCCUCCUUCCGGUUUUGCUGUUGUCUGAUAAUGUCAUAUUGAUUUACACUUUUCUGUUUUUAUUAAUAUCAGGAUCUGAAGUCAUUCCUUUUUGGAAUCAUUUUGUUUAUGUAUUUUCUUCAUUUAUUGUGUAUUUUAUUCCAUAUGCAUGAUAUUGGUCACAUGCUUGCAUUCAUGUGAAAAUGAUUCAGUUGAAUCUUAUUUGAGACUUGAGUAAUAGUAAUUGUUUAUUGUACUUUUUUGUUUUUAAAAUACUAUCCCGGUUUUUGUAUGAACCAGUGACUUCGUUGUGUGAAAUGUUUUUGUGAUAUUUUAUUUUAAUGAAUAUGUGCAGGUUUGGGAUUUCAUUAAAUAAUUAUUAGAAUUAUAUAUAUAUAAGUAUGUUAUAUUUGUUGCAGAAGUAAAUAUAGAAAUUUAAAGUGUGAGCUUUUGUAUAAAUUCACAUGUUUGAUAUGUAAGAUUUUAUGAGAUAAAACAUGCACUAAAUUUUUAGACCUGACAUAUUAGGUAUGUUGAGGUAUUCACCUUUUCCUAAGUUAGAUACACCUCUAUUAAUACAUAUUCUUGUAAUGAAAUUUUUAUGCAAUGAGGUUUUUUAAAAAAGUAUCUCAUAUUAUAGUAUAUAUUAUCAAUAUUUUUUUUUGUGUGCAUUUUAAUAACAAAUGCAUCCAAAUAUUAAAUCUAGAUAAACACAAAUUUUAACUGCUUUUUUCUUUA
Messenger RNA from Argiope bruennichi, 1636 nucleotides. RefSeq lists its product as uncharacterized. The transcript is spliced from 7 exons. Bases 177 to 947 code for a protein of 256 amino acids. The record is from RefSeq and is a predicted model, not a curated record. NCBI's taxonomy places the organism in Eukaryota, Metazoa, Arthropoda, Arachnida, Araneae, Araneidae.